AUGGAUCCAGAAAAUGAUAUUUUGGAGCAAGAUCCAAUUAUUGGAGAUGAUGAUGAGGAAGAAGAAGAGGAGGAUCAAAUGGACAUAGAUGAAGGGAAAAAGGAAAAUCAAGAAGGAAGUGAUGAUGAUGAGAAUAUGAAUGAAGAUGAGGAAGAAAAUGAGGAAGAAAAAGAUGCUAAAAAAGAUGAUGAUAAUGAUAAUAAUGAUGAUGAAGGUAAUGAUAACAAAGUAAAAGACAAGGAUAAUGAUAAUAAUCAAAACAUUACCGAUGAAAAUAAAGAUAUAGAACCACUUCUGAAUGAGAACAAAGUAAUAACAGGUGGAGAAGAAGACAAAACAUCCAAACCAAUGGAUAAACUUCAUCAUUAUUAUUUGACAAUGUUACAAUCUGCUAAAAUUGCGUCAGGUUACAACAUAUAUCCUACGGCAGCUAUUCCAAUACAAAGCCAUGUAAACGCUCUAACAAUGUCUAAAGGUCUUAAAUACAUGUUUGUUGGUGGGUCGGAUGGAUAUAUCAGGAAAUAUGAUUUUCUGAACACAGUACAGGGGAAAUUAUCUUUAACGAUUAUACAAAAACAUUCACUAGCAGAAUCUAUUAAUAAUGCGGGAAUUUUGACUGGAUAUUGGGAAAAUGAAAUCCCACAAUACAAAAAGAAUAUAAAGAUAAAAAACAAGACUGACUAUGAACCACUAGUGAGUCCUGUUUAUUCGUUGGCCGUGGAGGAUGAAUGUAUGUAUAUGCUAAGUGGGUUAAAAAAUGGUGGUAUUACAAUGCAAGGUGUUCGUUACAUGGAGGGGUCAAUAGUACACUAUUUUAAAGAGCAUACACAGGUGGUUAAUAUAUUAAAAUUGAAUAAUAAUCAAGAUAAGUUUUUGAGCGGUUCAUGGGAUAAGCGUAUCUUAGAAUGGGAUUUAAAUGCCGGAGGUGUGGUUAGCAAUGAAUUUCAGGGUAAUAGCAGUGAGGUCUCAUCGAUAGAGUAUCGCCCGCUUUUUUCUAAUGUCAAAAUAGAUGAUAUUGUUAAAAAUUUUGAGCCUGCCAAUGACGAUAUGGACGAUGAAAUGGGAUCAUUAUUUGGUGAAGAUGAAGAUGAAGACCGUGAAGAAGAAGUUGAUCUUGAUGAUGGACAGAGACAAGACAAAAAAAAGAAAGAACAAGACAAAAAUAGUGACAAUAACAACAAGAAGUUGAUAGAAGAGAUAUCAUCCACUUCUUUAAAGAUAGUAUAUGAUGAAUCAGUUUUAAUGACAGCCAAUUUAAAUGGUACUGUAAAUAUAUGGGAUUCAAGAGCAACAUUAAAACCUGUAGCAUCUUUACAAAGAGGGCCUGGUACUCCGCCAUGGUGUAUGUCAGCAACAUGGGAUUCAUAUACUGGAGAUAAAAUAUAUGUAGGGAGACGUAACGCCUGUGUUGAGGAAUACGAUUUAAAGAUGAUAACAUCUCUACCUUCAAAUAUUAUGAAAUUACCAUCAAUUUCCGGACCUGUAUCAUGCGUGAAGUCUCUUCCCAACGGAAAGCAUAUUCUUACUGCUUCUAGAGAUAAUAUACGUCUGUUCGAUACUACAGUGCAAAGUGGUAGUAAUAUAAAUAGUGGCAAAAGUAAUAGCCCAUUCUUAAUCGUCCCAGGACAUCACGGCGGGAUGAUAUCGCAGUUGUAUGUGGAUCCAACUUGUAGGUACGUAGUGUCUACUUCAGGUGAUCGCGGAUGGCAGGGACAAUCUACAGAUGUUGUAUUGAUAUAUGAUGUGGAUUUACAAUGA
Molecule: messenger RNA, 1758 nt
Organism: Arxiozyma heterogenica
Lineage: Eukaryota; Fungi; Ascomycota; Saccharomycetes; Saccharomycetales; Saccharomycetaceae
Gene: SPT8
Product: SAGA complex subunit SPT8
Exons: 1
Coding region: 1-1758 (585 amino acids)
Cellular component (GO): nucleus; SAGA complex
Molecular function (GO): protein binding
Source: RefSeq, a predicted model, not a curated record